AUGUCGUGGAACUGUGGGAUGCCUCAGCUCCUGGGAGGUACUGCUGAAUAUAGUCAGAUGACGGAACAAGAAGAAGCCUUGUUGACAACAAGUUGGGCAGGAUUAGUUGAGAGAAGUAGGUUGAUGUGGAAAGCAAGUUCCCCUGCGGAGAUUGUAGAGGCCACGCCUAUGGAUGAGGGAGAAUUGGCUGAGCAACAUCUGGCCAACCUUGAUGAAUAUCUUGAUGAAGACAACGGUGGAGGGGAUGUUUUGGAAGAGGUUAACAACAGUGAAGAUGUUGCCUCAGAUGACGGUAUUGACCUGGAUUAA
Molecule: messenger RNA, 309 nt
Organism: Melampsora larici-populina 98AG31
Lineage: Eukaryota; Fungi; Basidiomycota; Pucciniomycetes; Pucciniales; Melampsoraceae
Exons: 1
Coding region: 1-309 (102 amino acids)
Source: RefSeq, a predicted model, not a curated record